Messenger RNA from Ustilago hordei, 1719 nucleotides. RefSeq lists its product as uncharacterized. Gene Ontology annotation, biological process: RNA processing; adenosine to inosine editing. The transcript has a single exon. Gene Ontology annotation, molecular function: double-stranded RNA binding; double-stranded RNA adenosine deaminase activity; tRNA-specific adenosine deaminase activity. NCBI's taxonomy places the organism in Eukaryota, Fungi, Basidiomycota, Ustilaginomycetes, Ustilaginales, Ustilaginaceae. Bases 1 to 1719 code for a protein of 572 amino acids. Gene Ontology annotation, cellular component: nucleolus; cytoplasm. The record is from RefSeq and is a predicted model, not a curated record.
AUGCUUCACAGCACCGAAGCACAAAGCAGAGAGAUCGACCAUGAAAAGAUUGCAUCUCUAGCGAUCUCGACCUACCUCAACAAACUACCUCCCCGUGGCGCCAAACCGGGAACCAAAUCCAACGGACAUCUCGAAUGGACUGUUCUCGCCGCCUUUAUCCUUUCCUUCCCGUCUCCGACGUCUCCCUCUGGACGAGACUAUGCGCUUAUAUCGCUAGCAACUGGACUCAAGUGUCUACCUUACACCUCGCUACCGCCCAAUGGAGAUGUGCUACAUGAUCAACACGCAGAAGUUCUCGCACGAAGAGGCGCUCGCCUUUGGCUUCUGAAUCGGCUGCACAGCGAGGUCAACACGGGAGAAGAAGGGGGGCCGAAGCUGUUCGAGAAGGUUGAGGACGGAGAGAGGAGGAAGCUAAGCCAGGAAGUGCAAGUGCACCUGUACGUGUCGACGCUACCAUGCGGAGACGCAAGUAACAAGUUGCUCGAGUUUCAGCGUGCCGCUCAGGAUCAAGUUGCUGGCAAGGAUGGUGCACUUACGCUUGCUGAGCUGCUUGAACUCCACACCACCGAUUCCGGCUUAUGUCGGAAUGCUGAAACAGGAGGAACAGGAGGAGAGGGGAGCGUCGUCCGAGGCCGAGCAUCAUCCUCCCACCCUUCGUCGUCCUCCAACAGCGUCACCGGAUCACUCCGCACCAAGCCCGGCCGCCCAGAUUCACCGCCAAGCAUUGCCAUGUCUUGCAGCGACAAAAUCGCCCUAUGGAACGCAUCCGAAAUAGGCAUCCAAGGCAGCCUCCUUUCAGCCCUCCUCACACCAAUAUACAUUAACUCCAUCACCAUCUCCGACCAUCCUACACGGCACAUCUUUCCCUCCUUUCCCCUCGACCCAUCAGGUUCAGAGACGGAAGAGAAGCAAAGAGCAGCCCUCAGAAGAGUAUUGGCGAAAGACUGCAAACGAGCCCUCAACCGAGCCCGAACGCAGCAAGAAGGUCAGGAAAUGGAAGCAGGCUGGUCACAUCAACCCUUUGCAGACAGUCGAGAAUCCAAGCUUGAACAAGCUUGGUCUGCUUUCUCCUCAGACAUCACCACCGCUCAACAAGGACCGAAAGAUAAGACGGAGGCGUUCAAAGCGAAUCAUGAUCCAAGCAGCUGCCCGAACUCAGUCCUUCACAUUGCUUCACCGACUUUUGAGGGUGGGAAGACGGAGAAUCUGGUAUCGGGCACAAAGAUGGGUGCACCCACAAAACGGGCAAAAGCAAAAGAAGGAGGCCUGGGCGAGCCAUUGAAGUCAGCAGCUAGGUCGGUGGUGUGCAAGUUGAACUAUUAUCAAUCUGUUGUGACGUUGUAUAGCUCAAUAAGCGGAAAAGAUCUUGAUCAGGCGAAGGGAGAAAUGCUAUACUGCGAUGCGAAAGCAGGUUUGCUUGGAGGUGGGACUAAGGCGCACAGAAAGAGAAAGGAUGAGCUACUGGGUUCGAGGGAAGAUGCGCAGAAAGUGGUGGAGAGGUUUCUGAGUCGGGCGAGGGAUGCGACAGCUAUAAGAGGCGGGCAACGCCGGGAGGAAGAGAAAAAUUCGAUGGUGAAUGCUGGCAAAGUCGAUGAAGAGCUGGAAGAGGAAGAAGCAGAUGGCCAGAGGGGUCCUGUUGCGACUUUCAAUGGCUGGCUGAGGACUCCAGCCUCAUUUGCUCGAUUUGAUUUGCAUGGCCGAACUACAUCUGUACAAUAG